AUGUUCGUACAAUUCAAAUCUCUUCGUCGUCUUGCAAGCUUAAAAGAACGAUCUCAGCACGUACCUAGACCCUCAAAUACUUUGCAUCCUAAAUUCAAGCUCCAUCUUACUAUGAGCCUUAUAUUCAUCUAUUUCGAGAAUAUUGGUGCAUAUGUUCUAUUUACUGUGAGAGGUUUUGAUGUACUCCUGGAGAAUUGUCAAUACAUGAUUAUCUGUUUAAAUGGUCAAAAUGAAAACGGAUUAUCCUCGGGAAUCUUUAUAGGCUAUGCUACUGGAAGAAUCUUGAAUUCGUCCCGUUUUGUCGAAGGAACGACUUCACAAUUUGUUCACGCGCCCAUCAAUGGAAUUUACCGCGUUAGCAGUAAUGAAGAGUUGACCCUCGUUGGUUAUAUUUCUCAAGAAAACUUAAUGUCGCUUUAUAGGUGCUAUUGCUCCGUUUGUGGGUUAUUGCUUCGAUUUCCUAGCAAUCUAACUACACACUCGAGGGUUCAUAACGGAGAUAGACCGUAUUCCUGUUCAAGGUGUAAUGAGUACUUCCAAACUACUAGCAAUAGAAACCGUCACGAAAGAAAUUGUCGUCGGUUGAGCAGAAAUUCCGACCCUCCAAUACAUUAUCGUCCGUUUGAAUGUCAAGAUGAAAGUGGGUUGUUCUUUGGUACCUUUGUAGGCUAUGCCUCUGGAAGAAGUUUAAAUUCAUCCGGUUUCGUUGAAAGCUCGGCUUUACAAUUUGUUUACCCAUACACCAGUGGAAUAUACCGCGUUGAUGAUAAUAAUGAACUUAUUCUCGUUGGCUAUAUCAGUCACGAAAACUUGCGAUCGCUAUAUAGACACAGAUGUCCUGAGUGUGAACGAUUAUUCCGUUACCCAAGCAUUUUGAACAAUCAUCUAAACGUUCAUACUGGGAGAUAG
Molecule: messenger RNA, 909 nt
Organism: Acaulospora morrowiae
Lineage: Eukaryota; Fungi; Glomeromycota; Glomeromycetes; Diversisporales; Acaulosporaceae
Source: the annotation of a GenBank genome assembly